Molecule: messenger RNA, 3055 nt
Organism: Rana temporaria (common frog)
Lineage: Eukaryota; Metazoa; Chordata; Amphibia; Anura; Ranidae
Gene: N4BP3
Product: NEDD4 binding protein 3
Exons: 3
Coding region: 33-992 (319 amino acids)
Cellular component (GO): cytoplasmic vesicle
Source: RefSeq, a predicted model, not a curated record
CUGGUGAAAAAAUUCCACUGUCCUGCAAGAGCAUGGCAACGCUAAGCCGCCUGCAGUGUUCAGGAGAACCUCCUCCACCAUAUGAGUACUCUCAGUCUGUAGAAGAUGUAGCCCGUCAACUUGAAGAAAAACUCCAUGAGAAAGGGGUAGAGCUGAGACAACUAAGAAGGAAUCCAAGUGACAAAGACGAUCCCUUUACUCAGGUAUUUGAGGACAAGCGCCGUUUAUGGAUGGAGGAACUGGAUGAAUUAAAACAGAUGUAUGUGUCCAAGCUGCAACAGAUCUCCCAGCAGGCACUGCGUAGCCAGAGGGCCUUACAGCUACAGCUGUAUAAAGUACAGCAAGAAAAAAAGCGCCUCCACGAGGAGCUCAACUCCUUAAGAACAGAAUUUGAGCAGCUUCGGCAAAAACAAUCCUCUCAACCUGAAAACCUUAGCCCUAAGUUGGAAGAAUCUAAAUGGGAGAUUUCUCAGAAAGCUGGUGAGAUCUCUUUACUGAAACGGCAUCUUAAAGAUUCACAAUCUGAAGUUACACAGAAGAUGGGGGAGGUCUUCCUGAUGAAGACACAACUUCGGGAGGCAAAAGCAUUGGCUAGAGAGAGAGAAAAAGAGUCGGCAGAUCUAAAAGCCCGCCUGCAAGCUUUUGAGGAUGCCAAAGAAAAACUUUCUCCAGCUUCAAUAUUGGACAACCAUGGAAACCCAAAAGAUGGUUUGGAGUCUGCGGACACAGAGAGACUAAGGGCUGAGCUUAUUUUGGAGAGACGUCAGAAUGAGGCCCAGAUCCUGAGUUUUGAGCAUGAAAGAAAAAUAUGGAAAGAAGAAAAGGAUAAAGUACUACGGUACCAGAAAGAAAUCCAGGCCAGCUACUUAGAAAUGUUUUAUCGUAAUCAGGCUCUUGAGAAGCAGAUCCAAGAACUGAGACAGGUUCCAGUACAGUCUCCGAGUACCCCGUCACUGUGGAUGGAUGCUAUGGAAUCAUUUGAGACAACAUGAAACAGAGAACAUGCCAUGAUAUUACUGCUAAGCUAAAAUCUGUACAGGAUGACAGAACAUUUUAUUUAUGUGCUGGGACAAUGUGAGUAAGCCUCCAUUAUUCUCACAAUCAGAACGGCGGUGUUCAGUGGAAUUAUUGGUAUGGCACCCUCAAGUCAGACUAUUCAUCAACACUUGAUCAUCUCAAGUCUACUGCUACUAUCAAAGAGGGGAUAGAAAACAAAGGAGAUAUUUCAUAGAAGUUAUAAGACCUCCAAUGACAUUCUAUGUAUUACAUGGAGGAAGUUACUAGCAGGGAAGAACCAAUUUAUGACUUCAUACAUCAGUAAACACUGGAUUCCAAGACCAUAUCGAUUUAUUGUCAUGAGGGUAUUUCCACAAUAACUCAAUGAGAAUGAGAACAGGUGGUGUUUUUGCAUCUAUGUUUAAAGGUGGCACUUUACCUCUUGUCUGUGGCCACUUCUCCUUUGUGGCUUACAGCACAAUGGACAAUACUUAUUUUUUUUUUUAUAUGAGCUGUGAAGACAAACCUAUGUUUUAGGAGCUUAAAACACUGAAGUCUGUAAGUGAUGAAAUGUAAGGGUUAUUUAAUGACGUUGCAGCAAAAAAGCCAGAUAAAGGUUCUCUGAUGAGCUAGCUGUAAAGAGUAAAUAGUGGUUAGACAUGGCUUUAACCACUGAAUGUUGGCACCCUGAUUCAGCGGGUAGAUCACCAGUAAUGUACUGUGGAGAAAAACAUCCUGACCGCAGCCUGAUUUCAUGGCAAUAUUAGGCUGCUGGCCAGAAAAUACAACCUUGCAGACAUUUGCAUCUAGAAUGGUUUGCAGAGAAUAGACUUGAUUCAUAAAGCCUUAAAGAGAACCUGAACUGUGGCUACGGUUCAGAAAAAGCAAGCAAAGAGCAAAUCUCUAGUCAAUUAAAUUGCCUGUAUGGUCCCUGGAGCUUUUUUCCUAAUGACUUACUAAGGCUUGUUCUGGACUUUUUGGACACCUUUUAUGGUGGUGGCCAUGUUGGUAGAGGAGCAGGACUUCCUCAUGUCAUAGCUGCCUUCCUGAUGGUGGGGUUAUAUUCAAGAAGCAACAGGAGGGGUACAGACAGCACAUAUCUAUUGAAUGAAGUAAGCACAAGCAGAGAGAUUCUUCAGGUCCUCAGGUACAGAUUCUGCUCUAAAAAGAACAGUGAACCACACAGUAGUCAUCACCAGUCAGAGGCAGCUGUGCCUUGGAUUAUCUCAACCAGUAGGUAUACAGCUAUGAGGCUAAAGCCACAGAAGUGCAUAGACGCAGAAAUUGCACUGCUUUUUUUUGGGCAGAAUUUAAGAUAAAAGAUUAAUAUAAGUACCAUUUAGAGACAAACAUUUCAAGAUGUUUCUUAAUGUCAGUCACUUUUUGAGUCCAGGCCAACUCUAACACAAGGCUAUUUAUCCUUAUCAUAAUGUGACUAUAAUUUUCAAAUUUUAUUGGCUGAAAAAAUUGUUACCUGGAAAUUUCCUUAGCUUUGUGAAUUACGCCUAAUGUCUGCUGAGAUCUUCCCAAAGACACCUGAAUAAUUGCAAGGUUCUGCCAAUCGAAGCAUUUGGUGACCAAUAUCUCAUGUGCAUAUAUACCCUAAGCCAGUGGUUCUUGACUUUCAUUUCCUCCCCACCUGUACAUGUUUAUUUUCCUAUGUAUUAUUUGACAUGGGGCAUCCACCUACACAUGCUCCCUUGCAGUGAUCCCCACCCCUUCCCAGUUUGAAAAUCACUUCCCUGAGCUUUUGGGCAAGAACAUGGUCGAUUUUACAUUGCUUAGCUAUGCGAUUUGUGAUCUUUGGAAUAAAAAGAUUUAUUAGUCUGGCGUGACAAAGUCAUUUUAACCUGUUUAACAAAGCUGGUCUUUUCUCUUUGUGGCUUUAUUGGAUUUCAAAACAGGUUAUGCAAGAGUAACUGCUUCAUAAAACCUUCAUGGUAAAGACUGACCCGAAAGACUAAUAACGAUACCACAAAAAUGUACAUCCAGUCCGAAUUAUUUUAUGAUUAAAGUAGAACUUGACUCCAGAAAUGUUACUUUCUGAAAGCUUAGUUAA